This is a messenger RNA of Paramecium sonneborni, 783 nucleotides long. NCBI's taxonomy places the organism in Eukaryota, Ciliophora, Oligohymenophorea, Peniculida, Parameciidae. The record is from the annotation of a GenBank genome assembly.
AUGUGCUAAGAUUAAAAUAUUAAUCAAUUUGAAGGAUGUUUUGCUUUACAGGUUAGUUGUGUUGAAGGAUGUAGAAAUUGUAUAUAGGGAAUCUGUUUUGAAUGUUAAGAUGGAUGGGAAUAUAUAUAAUUAAUAUAAAAUUGUGUUCCUUUAUGUUGGGACUUAAUGAUAAAUUAACAUGAAGAAUUUGAUGAUGGGAAUUUAAUUCCUUAUGAUGAAUGUGAUCUUUGUAAAUUUUAAUGUAGUUAAGAUUGUUUAAAUUGCUUAUUUGGUUAAUGUUUAGAAUAUUAGCAAUCAACAAGAUAGAUUUAAAGUGAUUGUAUCUUUGAUCCCUAUUUUAUCAAUUAUAUUGAUUAAAGUUAUUAUGAUAACUUUUUGAGUUAAAGAUAAUCUAGAUAAACUAUGAUAUUAAAUUAGUAUUGCAACAUUAAAGAGCUUGGGAUAUUUGGAUUCAAUAAGUAAAACAGCAUUAGGAUUUAAUACUGCGAUUAACAAUUAUUGGGUUAAUAUUUGAAAUGUUAACUAUUUUUUCAAUUGAGUUUGAGUUUGAAUAACUAAUAAUGCAUACCUUAUUGUAAUGAUGGGAUCACAAUAUUGGAUGAGAUUUGUGAUGAUAUAAAUAACAUUCAAUUGAUGGUUGUUAUAAAUGUUAAGAAAGUUGUUAGCUAGAAUGCUAAACAUGUAUACAAGCUAAGUGUUAUGGAUGUCAAGAUGGUUGGAAACUUUUGGAUUAUAGAUGCUUUUAUAUGUGUGGAGAUAAUCAAGUUGCUUAACUAUCCCUGA